CGGAGGCCGGGGUGGGUGUGAACGGCCGGCCUGGCUCUCGGAGAGGGGCCUGGGAAUGGCCCGGUCGGCGGUGGGCGGGAGCCGCAGAGGCGGUGGCGGAGGCAGGGGGCGGUGAGCACGGCGUGGAGCUGCCCCUCCCCGGAGGCGGCGGUGGCGGCCGGGGCCGCACCGCACCGCACCGCACCGCGCGGGCGGCUAUGGAGCGAGCCUGAGGCCCCGCAGAAGAAAAAGAGUGGCCUGUCUCUAGACCUAAAGUAUCUUGGGAGUGCUUGAGGAAUUAUGGAGGUGCUUCAGUGAAGACGUAUGUAAUCAUGGAGUCUCCCUGCUAAUCAUCACCACCUGUUCUCCCUGAUAAGCUAGAGAGGGUGGGUCAGGGGAGAAGGAAAAGAGGUCAACAUGAAGCUAAAGCAACGAGUCGUGCUGUUAGCAAUACUCCUUGUCAUCUUUAUCUUCACCAAAGUUUUCCUGAUUGACAACUUAGAUACAUCUGCUGCCAACCGAGAGGACCAGAGGGCUUUUCACCGAAUGAUGACUGGCUUGCAGGUGGAGCUGGUACCUAAGCUGGACCACACCCUGCAGUCUCCUUGGGAAAUUGCAGCCCAGUGGGUAGUGCCCCGGGAAGUGUACCCUGAAGAGACGCCAGAGCUGGGGGCAAUCAUGCAUGCCAUGGCCACUAAGAAAAUCAUUAAAGCUGAUGUGGGCUAUAAAGGGACACAGCUAAAAGCUUUACUGGUACUUGAAGGAGGACAGAAAGUUGUCUUCAAACCUAAGCGGUAUAGCCGAGACUAUGUGGUAGAAGGGGAGCCAUAUGCUGGCUAUGACAGACACAAUGCAGAGGUAGCAGCCUUUCAUUUGGACAGGAUUUUGGGUUUCCGUCGAGCUCCCUUGGUGGUUGGCAGAUUUGUUAAUCUGCGGACAGAGAUCAAGCCUAUUGCCACGGAGCAGCUGUUGAGCACCUUCCUAACUGUAGGAAACAAUACUUGUUUUUAUGGAAAGUGCUAUUACUGCCGAGAAACAGAGCCAGCAUGUGCUGAUGGAGACACAAUGGAGGGAUCCAUCACACUUUGGCUUCCAGAUGUGUGGCCUCUGCAGAAACAUCGACACCCCUGGGGCAGAACUUACCGAGAAGGCAAAUUGGCCAGAUGGGAAUAUGAUGAGAGCUACUGUGAUGCUGUGAAGAAAACAUCUCCCUAUGACUCAGGCCCUCGUCUCUUGGACAUCAUUGACACUGCUGUCUUUGAUUACUUGAUUGGUAAUGCCGACCGCCAUCACUAUGAAAGCUUUCAAGAUGAUGAAGGUGCAAGUAUGCUUAUUCUUCUUGAUAAUGCCAAAAGCUUUGGGAACCCCUCACUGGAUGAGAGAAGCAUUCUCGCCCCCCUCUACCAGUGUUGCAUCAUUCGGGUUUCUACGUGGAAUAGACUGAACUACCUAAAGAAUGGAGUGCUAAAGUCUGCCUUAAAAUCUGCCAUGGCCCACGACCCCAUCUCCCCCGUGCUCUCUGAUCCUCACUUGGACGCUGUGGACCAGCGGCUCCUGAGUGUCCUGGCCACCGUGAAGCAGUGCACUGAGCAGUUUGGGAUGGACACUGUGCUGGUGGAAGACAGGAUGCCUCUCUCCCACUUGUAAUUGUCAACACAAAAUAAGUGAAACUUAUUUUUACAAAGAUAGAGAAACAGCACAAUCAAUUCCAAAUGGCAUGCAAGGCCUGGAAGUGGUCAGCAGCAAGCUGUGGUGGCAGAGGACAGGGUAGUCUUGGGAGUGCUUGUGUCCUCUGUAGUGGAAGCUAAAGUAAAGACCACAAGUUUGAGAGCAUGAGCUGUGUCUGCGGAAUCACCUUCUGACUCCUCAGCAUUUCUGGCAGCAUACCAACUUUGGUCAGUCUUUAUUCCUAUGCCAAAGGACAAACAGAGCAGUGACAUUUGGAUAGGGGAAUGCUGGAUUGCUUCCAGAGUGUGUAUUUUGAGUGAACCUUGCAGUUCUUUCCUGUACCUGUGAUUUUAAACACUGCAGUCUCUUUUGUCUUUUUCUUUUAACCAGGACCAGUCAAAUUGGAAAACUUACUGCCUCUUCCAGAGUGGCAGCAAAUAAAACCUUUCAUUCUGUUGAUCCAAAAUAGCUACUGUGCUGGAGGAGAUCCAUUUUUAAGGUAGAAGGAACGUAAAAGCAGGAAGAUGGGGGCUCGCCUAUUGUGUAUUGUGGAUUUGAUGAUCUCAGGGAAGGGAAGAAGAGGGAAGGACCCAGUCUGUAGAAGCAGGAACAACAGGAAGAUGAUUGACUUAGUGAAAGCAAGUUCCCCUAGGUUCAGGUUCUUAGUUGUGUCCAAAGCAAAUAUGAUUUUGUAACAAAGUAAAAUCUUCAAAUCCCCCAGUUGUGUUCCAAUUAACCAAAAAAAUGUCUUAGAGAAAAUACUGUUGCAACACAAGCAUUAUUCUGUAUGGACACUAGUGAUAUGUGCCGCACCCUUCCCCGCCCAGCCUUUUGCCUAAAGUAAGCAAAUACAAAUUAAACAAACUAAAAUAAUAUCCUGAACAAGUCAGGCUGCCUGUGAUCUCUGCCAUCCUUGUUUUUCUUAUUUCAAUCCACCCCAUGGUGAUGUUUAUUUUGAGAUAAAAUCUCACUCCAGCCCAUGCUGGUCUGGAACUCACAAACCCAGGCUGGCAUUGACCUGGCAGCAAUCAGUCUCCCACAUGCUAAGAUUAUAGGUAUGAGCCAUCAUGGCCAGCUCUUACUUCUCUCCUAAGGUGAAUUCAUACAACUGGCCUGUGAGGCCUUUGAUCAUUGAUGCUGCUAUUCCCAGGAGACUGAUGACCUUGUUUGUGCCUUUCUUGUGAGAAAGGGGACUAGGAGACAGGAGAUCAUGAAUGUCCUGCUAGUAGCUAAGCUUGUAACAGGCCCUACAGCUGAGUAGAAUCAAAGAUUUUUAGCUUUUUGAGUCUUGGAAUUUAGGAGAUUGCCAGAAAGAGCCUUAAGCUUUUGAUUUAUAUCAAAUCCUGAUUGCAUCCUUCUCAUUUGGAGUCUGAACCCAUGAGUAGUACAGUUCUUUCGUCUCCACAUUUUGGUUUAGUUUGUAUGUUCUGGUGAAGUAUGUUUUGAAAAUUGCAAAGCUAGGGAAUAGCCUGGGAAACCCCUCUACCUAUACUCAGAGUUGUGUGCCUUCUUUCUGCACCUUAUGUCACCCCAGUUCUGGACUUCUGUCAAGACAAGCAUUUUAGCAGUGUGUUCAAACACAUUUAAUGCCAGCUACUGAGACCAGUUUUAGGCAACUACCCCAGCUUUCUCACAUCGGAACUGAGUAGCUUAUAACUAAUUUAAAAUGGCAUGAAAUUAGGAAAAGUUUAAAUAUUUAUGUACAUUUUGAGGUGGAUUAAAGAAUGGAUUGAGUUAAAAAAGAAACUCAGGGUAUUGAACUUAGAAAACAAAUAUUAGCACAAAACACUGAAACAGUGUUAACAAAAGGAGGCAUUGAUGUCAGUUUUUGGGCCACUUGCUGUGUGUAUCCAAGGAAACGUACAAUUCAGCUUGAGAAUUCCUUGGUUGGUGCUUGCCCCAAAGCAGGGCCAGCUGUGGGGAACAGAGGACCACAGUCUUCUCUGCUCCUCAGUGUAACUAAAUUGCCAAUUAGCUUUCUGUCAGACACAUGUUGCUGAAAUGAAUAAGAACUGUUCCCAGACUAGGAAUUCAUAAUGCUGAAGGCAGAAGAUUCUGAGGUAAAUCCGCUGCUUUGAAAAAAAAUGUCUCAGCCAGGUGUGGUGGUGCGUGCUCUCCUCAGCACUCAGGAGGGAGAGGAGGCAGGUGGAACUUUGUGAGAUGGAGGCCAGCCUGGUCUUCAUAGUGAGAGCCUGUCUCAAAAAAGAAAGUCAUUCUUCAGAGCAGUCGCAGAAAGUGGUAUUGUCAUCACAUUCUUCUUAACUAUUUUCAAGCUCAUGGUAUUAGAUGUUCAGAUCCACAGUGGCUAAAAUUUGAAUUACGCCAAUAGAAGGUGUGACAUAAUGGUGAGAAUACAAAUUUGCGUUCUAAGUUAGUAUUGGGAAAAGUAUAUUUAAGUGAAUUUUUUUUGCCUGGGGGCAGGGAGAGGGGAUGGACCCAACUAGAUGCUUAUAGCUCCAAAUUUAUAGGCACAAAGCACUGUUUGAAAAAAGAGGUGGAGGUCGGGCAUGGUGAUGCCCGCCUUUAGUCCCAGCACUUGGGAGGCAGAGGCAGGUAGAUCUCUGAGUUCAAGGCCAGCCUGGUCUACAUCAUUCCAGGCCAGCUGGGGCUACAGGGAGACCCUGUCUCAAAAAAAGACCAAAAAAGAAAAAAAGAGAUAGAGGCAUUUUCUAGAAGUUUAAGCAUGUGGUCUGUUCUCAUGAAGUCACUAGAGGAUUGUGAUUGGCUUUAAGUUAGGUUUGUUGACUUACACAGAUGGUUAUAUUUUAAUAUAAAACCCGGAAAACUGAGCUUAUUGUUGUUUCCUGAUCUCCUACUUCUUAAAAAAUGUGUAUUCCAGAGUUUAAGUGGGGGAAAUUGGGUAUAGAAGUUUUAUUCUAAAACUCUAAUAUGAGGCUGCAUUGAACUUUGGGAAGAGGGGUAUAAAUAAUUUUCUUUGCAAAAUAAUAGAUUGUCAUUUGCUGAAAGCAUUCAGUAUAUUUUAAAAUAUAUCUCCCUGUUUGCACUCGGGGUUAAUGUCAGAUUCAAUUUUAAGAAGAAAAUGGAGAAAUUCAAGUACAUUUAUUACAGAUUUAGGAAAGCUGAAUCCUGUACAUGACAAUUUCUCAAUUUCCUAAUGCUGAAGGCAUCGUUAUCAUCCAAAGAAACUUAUGUUUUCUUUAAAACACACUAGCUUCCCCUCCCUGAGCACCAUAUUCCUUUAGCUACCCUUCCAACUCCUCCCUGGGUCCUCUUUGAUCAGCAAAUAACCACUUAGUGAUAGUAAAAUAACUGCUGUCAGCAAGCUGUGUUGUGAGUCCUGUGAUCCUAGGUUUCAGGAAACAUGGAUACAGGUGUAGGGAUUAAUAUAACAAGGAAAAUGGAUUUAUUUUGAUACAAGGGAAUACUGACUUAUAUUGAAGGAGGACUUGGAGCUAAUAAAAGGUUUUCUUAGUCUCUGUGAGUUCAUUCAGUGAAUACCUAAACAGUCUGCUUAAGCCAGGUAGCCAGACUCUAUGAAACUUGCUCUGUGAGAGAGACUGGCUUUUCUUCCUUCCGUUUCUCAAGUCUGGGUGGUGAGUAAGGGCUGGGCACUGUACUGUCACAAGUUUUUAGUAACUAAGGUGUUCCUCGCAAAAAAACAUUGAGGGAAAUUAGGAAUGACUUACUGGGAAGCUAAUUUAUUUGUCUAAAGGGCAGUAUGGGAAUUGCUAUCCUCUUGUUUGAUCUGCCAAGGAUUUCCUCUCAGAGCUGUUGCACAAACAGAGGUUGUACUUGGUAAGACACCAAACAGCAAAUACCCAAAUUUCUAAUGUGUUCUAUGGGUUUCAAUUCUGAAAAAAUAAAGAUUUUAAUAUAUA
Molecule: messenger RNA, 5486 nt
Organism: Nannospalax galili (Upper Galilee mountains blind mole rat)
Lineage: Eukaryota; Metazoa; Chordata; Mammalia; Rodentia; Spalacidae
Gene: Fam20b
Product: FAM20B glycosaminoglycan xylosylkinase
Exons: 9
Coding region: 397-1626 (409 amino acids)
Biological process (GO): protein phosphorylation
Cellular component (GO): Golgi apparatus
Molecular function (GO): phosphotransferase activity, alcohol group as acceptor
Source: RefSeq, a predicted model, not a curated record